CCCGUUUCAUCGCAGAACACGCACUUCUCUGCUAAUAAGCCAGCAGCAAUAACAGCAACUCCCUUCAGGCCACUUCACUUGCCAAGCAUCAUGAAAACUUUCACGCUGAUCGUCGCCUGCCUCUUGGUGGCCGGAGCCCACUGCGGCGCCAUCUACAGCUACGGCGUUCCAGCCACCUAUCCAGUUGUCCACCAGCCCUUGGUCCAGCCCGUGGUGUACCAGGCCGCGGUCAGGGCCCCCGUGGUGGCGCACCACAAGGAGUUGGUGCAUGUGCCCCACCAUGAGUACGGCUACGCGAUCGAGCAGAGCAAGGUGGUCCAACCAAAGUCCACCGUCCUCCACCACGACCCCCUCACCGGCCUGCCCUACCAGCAGACCGACUACCACCACGCCCCAGUGCUGACCGGAUCCCGCACCUACGUGCAUCACAGCCGCCCGGGUUACGUCGCCGAGCGCACCAAGACCUACGUCCUCUGAGCAUGCCACACCGCGGGAUCCACCACAUGAAUUACAUACGGCCAAUUGAUUGAUCAACCAUCCUGGAUCCAUAUAUUGUUAUCCACAUAUAUAUGUUUUGAUAUAUUGUAUUGGUCCAUAUAUUGUUACUGCUGUUAAUAAACAUAAGUGUUUCUGUUUC
Messenger RNA from Dermacentor andersoni, 637 nucleotides. RefSeq lists its product as uncharacterized. The record is from RefSeq and is a predicted model, not a curated record. NCBI's taxonomy places the organism in Eukaryota, Metazoa, Arthropoda, Arachnida, Ixodida, Ixodidae.